Esox lucius (northern pike) is the source of this 3571-nucleotide messenger RNA. RefSeq names its product protein tyrosine phosphatase receptor type A (gene ptpra). Gene Ontology annotation, molecular function: protein tyrosine phosphatase activity. Lineage: Eukaryota; Metazoa; Chordata; Actinopteri; Esociformes; Esocidae. The record is from RefSeq and is a predicted model, not a curated record. The transcript has 24 exons. The coding region runs from base 508 to 3084 and encodes 858 amino acids. Gene Ontology annotation, biological process: protein dephosphorylation.
GGGCCUGGUCUCUGGGAAUUAUCUGCUCCCCAUUCCUUAGUGCAGACACACAACAUGGCGGACUAGAAGAGGCGGCCGAGUCGCCCGGAUACAGCGAAUAAACUGGGAUUCACGUCCCUUAUGCCUCGAGGAAGACGGAGAGACACCCAUUUGUGAGGAACACCCUUGGGAACAUUGAGGAAUUCAUGGGACCGUUCUAGCCACUCGUUAACGUAAACAGACUUGCGAUCUGUUGCCUACAAAUUGUCCGUCUUGUCCCAGACCGUUUCUAGUAUCACCCAGGCCCCCCACCCCGCACACACACUUGGUUCCUGGGGUGUUGAGACAGGGGCCGGAGUUGAGAAAGUGGAAAAAGGAAGAAAGGAAUCCCAAUUCCGUAACUAAAUCCAGGAUUGUACCAAAACAAACUGGAGUCGUGUGAAGUAUAUUCCUUGGCCAACAACGUUGCGGUGAUGAGAGAGAUAAGGCCGUCGGAAGUGAGGACCACGCUGUGCUAAUGAGUGAUUGAUGCCAACUUCGCUUCUUAAGGGCAGUAUGGGUGUGUGUCCCCUGCUCCUGCUGCUCCCCAUGGCCCUCGGGGUCCUCGGGGUCCCCGUCUUUGCCUCGGCCCAGGGAUUCCCUCCCGCGCCCACAGCCAAAUCCCUGGAUCCUCCCCCUGCCCCCACCCCCAGUGUUCCCACGGCAACACCCACCACCCCUCAGCCCCCUCCCACCACGGCAGUCCCUUCAGUUGCCGUAACGACGGCGACGACGAUGACCGCCGCCACGACCGCGGAUGGGUUGCGGCUGACGACUGGCCCCCCGCCCACCCCGGACCCGUUGCCCCCCCGUCCCCCGUCGCUCCCACCCCAUCCAACGGACCGGGUCACCGCGGGGGUGACCGCCAACCCACGGGACCCCACCAGCGUCAGCCUGGACGGGGGGAACGGCACCGUACCCUCGUCUCCGGACACUCUGUCCCCAGACAGUAGCACAGAUCCCCCGCCGGAGACCAGUGCUGAACCCACGGUGAAAGAAACCUCGGCCGACACCAGUGGUGCUACUGUUCCAGGUAACGGAGGUGGGAACACAGACUCCCAGUCAGAUGAAACGCCCAUCAUCGCCGUAACGGUGGCCCUGUCAUCCCUUCUCGUCAUCGUCUUCAUCAUCAUCAUCCUCUACAUGCUCAGGUUUAAGAGGUACAAACAGGCUGGCAGCCAUUCCAACUCCUUCAGGCUGACAAACGGCAGGUCAGAUGACACAGAGCUCCAGAGUGUGCCCCUAUUGGCCCGUUCGCCCAGCACCAAUAGGAAGUACCCGCCCCUUGUUGUGGACAAGCUCGAGGAGGAGAUGAAUCGUCGCAUGGCUGACGACAACAAGCUCUUUCGGGAGGAGUUCAAUGCGCUGCCAGUGUGUCCCAUCCAGGCGUCGUGUGACGCUGCCUCCAAAGAGGAGAACAAGGAGAAGAACCGCUACGUCAACAUCCUGCCGUACGAUCACUCCAGGGUCCAUCUGUCGUCACUAGAGGGAGUCCCGGACUCGGACUUCAUCAAUGCAUCCUUCAUCAAUGGGUACCAGGAGAAAAACAAGUUCAUCGCGGCUCAAGGUCCAAAGGAAGAGACUGUUAAUGACUUCUGGAGAAUGAUCUGGGAACAAAACACCGCCACCAUCGUCAUGGUGACCAAUCUGAAGGAGAGAAAAGAGAAAUCCAUCCAGCGGCAAUCUCUCUGUGUGUCUCAGUGUAAGUGUGCUCAGUACUGGCCAGACCAGGGCUGCUGGACCUACGGCAACGUCCGGGUCUCCGUGGAGGACGUGAUGGUGCUGGUGGACUACACCAUCCGGAAGUUCUGCAUCCAACAGGUUGGGGACGUGGGUGGUAAAAAGCCACAGCGACUGGUGACGCAGUUCCACUUCACCAGCUGGCCAGACUUUGGUGUCCCCUUCACACCGAUAGGAAUGCUCAAGUUCCUGAAGAAGGUCAAGACCUGCAACCCCCAGUAUGCCGGACCCAUUGUGGUCCACUGCAGUGCGGGGGUUGGGAGGACUGGGACCUUCAUAGUGAUAGACGCCAUGUUGGACAUGAUGAACACCGAGAGGAAGGUGGAUGUGUUUGGAUUUGUCACCCGCAUCAGAGCCCAGCGCUGCCAGAUGGUCCAGACGGAUAUGCAGUAUGUUUUCAUCUUCCAGGCCAUGCUGGAGCACUAUUUGUACGGGGACACGGAGCUGGAGGUGACCUCCCUGGAGGCCCAUCUGGCCAAGCUGUACGCCCCCACCACUGCUGGCUGUGGAGGCAUGGAAGCAGAGUUCAAGAAGCUGACCUCCAUCAAGAUCCAGAACGACAAGAUGAGGACGGGCAACUUGCCGGCUAACAUGAAGAAGAACCGAGUUCUCCAGAUCAUCCCAUAUGAGUUCAACCGAGUGAUCAUCCCCGUGAAGCGAGGGGAGGAGGACACGGACUACGUCAACGCGUCCUUCGUCGACGGCUACCGGCAGAAGGACUCGUACAUCGCCAGCCAGGGACCUCUGCAGCACACCAUCGAGGACUUCUGGAGGAUGAUCUGGGAGUGGAGGAGCUGCUCUGUGGUCAUGCUCACCGAGCUGGAGGAGAGGGGACAGGAGAAGUGUGCCCAGUACUGGCCCAGUGACGGGGGGAUGGUCUGUGGGGACAUCUCCAUCGAACUGAAGAGGGAGGAAGAGAGCGAGAGCUACACUGUCAGAGACCUGCUGGUCACCAACAAUAGGGAGAAUAAGGCUCGUGCUGUGCGACAGUUCCAUUUUCAUGGCUGGCCAGAGGUGGGCAUCCCCAGCGACGGGAAGGGCAUGAUCAAUAUCAUUGCUGCAGUCCAGAAGCAGCAGCAACAGUCUGGCAACCACCCUAUUACUGUCCACUGCAGUGCGGGUGCAGGCCGGACGGGGACCUUCUGUGCCCUGAGCACGGUCCUGGAGCGGGUGAAGGCCGAAGCGAUCCUGGAUGUUUUCCAGACCGUCAAGAGCCUCCGGCUACAGAGACCCCAUAUGGUGCAGACACUGGAGCAGUACGAGUUCUGCUACAAAGUGGUCCAGGAGUAUAUCGACGCCUUUUCUGACUACGCCAACUUCAAGUAGGGACGUAGGGGACGGACAUCACUAUACGUUAACACACACACUCACUCACACCAAGCACACACACCCCCAACAGACAAAGAAUUCCAACGGAACAAACGUACGGAUCGUGGAUUAGAUGGCUGGACAGCCUGCAUGCUCGGAGGAAAAGGGAAUGGGAGUCAUGUGACGGAGUCAUGUGACGGAGUCAUGUGACGGAGUCAUGUGACGGAGUCAUGUGACGGAGGCUUGUGACGGAGGCAUGUGACGGAGGCAUGUGCAGCGCUGCGGUGAACCGGACGGAGUGAAUAUCAGAGAUGCCUUCUUGAAUAUUUUGUAAUAUUGAUCUUGUUAAUAUAGCCAGUUGCUCCCCACCCUCUCCCCAAUCGGACACCUCCAUAAUCCACCCCAUGUAAAUAUACUUACUCUGUCACAUUUGUAGUUUUGUUGUUAGUUUUUUUUUUUUACACUUUUUUUUUUUUUGACUGCAUUUUUAGGGUGACAUUUAUAA